Molecule: messenger RNA, 1395 nt
Organism: Syngnathus acus (greater pipefish)
Lineage: Eukaryota; Metazoa; Chordata; Actinopteri; Syngnathiformes; Syngnathidae
Gene: gpr143
Product: G protein-coupled receptor 143
Exons: 9
Coding region: 87-1337 (416 amino acids)
Biological process (GO): G protein-coupled receptor signaling pathway; regulation of calcium-mediated signaling; melanosome organization
Cellular component (GO): melanosome membrane; plasma membrane
Molecular function (GO): dopamine binding; L-DOPA binding; L-DOPA receptor activity
Source: RefSeq, a predicted model, not a curated record
CGAGAAUUGGGCUAAGCGGACUCCUUUGAUUUCCUGCCCCCUUUCCCUUCCCGUGUCGGUUCGAAGUUAGCCGGGCCGACUCCGUCAUGGCGUCACCGCGUCUGGAGACGUUCUGCUGCGCAAAUCGGGACGCGGCCACCGAGCUGGUGGUCACCUUCCAGCCGCUCUUGUUCGGAGUUGUGACAGCGGCCAGCGCGGUCGUGAGCGUGCUUUUCACCGUGCUGCAGAUUCUGCCCAAGAGAAAAGGCUACAGGAGGCUCGGCCAGUAUCCGCUGCCCAGACCCGCGUCUUCAUCACGGAUACUCUUCAUCAUCAGCGUGUGUGACAUUUUGGGAUGCACAGGCAUCAUUUUGAGGUCCUCUCUUUGGGUGGGCCUGCCCAACACGGUGGAACAGAUCUCCGAGGCCAACAGUACAGAAACUUGGCCGGACGUCUUCUGUAUCGGCAGCGCAAUGUGGGUCCAGUUGUUCUACAGCGCUUCAUUCUGGUGGACCUUUUGUUACGCCAUCGACGUCUUCCUGGUGGUCAAGACAUCUGCAGGAAUCAGCACCAUUAUCCUGUACCACAUGAUCACAUGGGGUCUGGCUUUGCUGCUUUGUAUCGAGGGUGUAGCCAUGCUCUACUAUCCUUCCAUUUCAAACUGUGAACAAGGCUUCCAGCACGCCAUCCCUCACUAUGUCACCACGUAUGCGCCCAUGCUCUUAGUCCUAGUGGCCAACCCCAUCUUCUUCCACCGGACCACAUCUGCAGUGACAUCGUUGCUAAAAGGACGUCAAGGGAUCUACACAGAAAAUGAGCGGCGGCUAGCCAGCGCCAUAAAGAUACGCUUCUUUAAAAUUAUGCUGGUGUUCUUUAUUUGCUGGAGUCCCAACAUCAUCAACGAGAGCCUUCUCUUCUACCUGGAGAUGCAGGGGAACAUCGACGACAGCAGCCUCAGGAAUACCAGAAAUGCUGCCUUGAUCACAUGGUUCAUCAUGGGAAUCUUGAACCCCAUGCAGGCCUUCCUCAACACAUUGGCCUUUCACGGCUGGACGGGCUUCGACGUGGACCUGAGCCCGCAGGGGAGGAGAGAGCUGGCCUGGGAGUCAGCCUCCACGUCAGUGGCCAAUGCGGGGGGACACAACUCCAUGGUGGGCACGGCCCUGCUCUACCAGAGCCACGUGCAGGAGGCCAAGAAAAACAUGAACGGCAACGGGCAGCCGCAGUCCGACGCCAUCAGCGUCCUCUCAGAAGGUUCAGAAUCUAGCACAGUUGAAAUCCACAUAUCCAGCGAGCUACCAGACUAUGCCGAUAUAGAUGCUGAUGAGGAAUCCUUGGGGACGUCAGGGAAGCACUAGCCAACGUCACAUCGCACUUAACUACAGCUGGUAAAAAGAAAGAAAAGAAAAAAAAAAA